GGUGUCACUGAUGUUCAAUAUGGUUGCCUCCACAGAACUUCGGCAGGAUUAAACCGGAUUUCUGCGACUAGCGAAUCAUGUAUUUUAGAUUUUGUACAAAGAUGCUUUGAUAGCGAAAGUUUAUUUAUCAAGAAAGAUGCAGAGUUCAAGGUUUCUUAGACAAGCAGAGAAUGCCAAUUAUUUGUUAGAAACUGCAGCAAAGAGGCCUUCAGAACUAAAGAAUAAUCUGCCCAGUUCAAACCCCAAAUGGAAGUCAAUACAUGAAAGACUUGUUGAUAUGUAUAUUGAAGAAUGUGGCAAACAACCCAGGAUACCUGGUCUGAUGCCAGCUUCCAAAUUACUAGAUAAGCUAGUAUACCGAGAUAAACUGAAUACCCUCAUCAUCAACCUGUAUCCUGGGAAUGACGGCUACUCAUUGAUGCUAAAGGGGAGAAAUGGAACAGAGUCCGAGUCUGUGAAACUGCCAUAUGAGGAGUCAGAGUUGUUAGAAUAUGUUGACAAUGAAGAGCUUCCCCCAAUCUUGGUUGAUCUUCUUGAGAAGUCUCAGGUGAAUAUCUUCUACAGUGGAAGUGUUAUAGCAGAGAUCAGGGAUUAUAGACGCACCACCAGUAAUACAUUUGAUACCAGAUAUGUGCUUUUGAAACCAACUCCUCAAACCCUCUUAUGUGAUAUUAACACCAUAACCAAUGAUGGUCACCGCUGGACACAGGAGGAUGUGUUGAUACCUGGAGACAGAGACCUGUGAAUCUCGCUGCCCCAGAGCAACUUGAGGUGGAAAAAUUAGCAAAGUCCAUAGAGAAGCCAAAAAUAACAUUGGAUAACACACCUGUGACAGUGGAGGAAUAUAUAAUGGAGAUGGAGAGGACCCCAGGCAAGAUUUACUAUGCCCGCCUUGUGGUCCAGCAGCGAUUGAGUGAUGACUUUUACUUGGGGGAGCUCUAUGUGGACCGAGACUUCACAGAGGGACAGAACAAUGCUAGCUGCUGCAAGUUUUCUUUGGGAACAAAAGCCAAUGUAGACAAAUACAUCCACCAGUUCACAGAGAUCUUCACAGAAGAAGGACGGAGAGCAGUGAAGAUCACCCACAUCAUCUCAGGUCAAGAACCCAAGGUCACCUUCACCCAGUCAUCAUCACAGUCAUCAGGACAGUCCAGUGUCACCACUACAACACAGGCAUUGUUGACACAGGCAACGUCUCUGGCACAGAACAUCCUAGGGCAGGCUGACCCUAGUCAGUCAGCAGAUGGCAGCACUAAACAGCCAAUGAAACUGUCUCUACAGCUCAAUGCCCCAGGGUCCAUAUCAUCAGCUGGAUUGCUGGGUUCUCCCUCUGGAAUGCAGAGUCCAGUAGGUAUAAAUUCUGUUGGUCUCCAGCCUGGCAACCUUCAGCAAACUUCAAACAGCAACCAUAGACCCAAACAUAUGAAUCUCUACUCCAAUAUUUCAAGAUCAAGUAGUACACCCAGUCCAGUGUCUACACCUACGUCUGCUUCAGCCCCCUUGCCUGGUCACCACAUUUCCUCCACAAGGGAGCGCCAUGGGUCAUCAAGAGAGCCCAACCCCACACCUCCCCCUCCCACAGGACGGGCCCCCACACCUAACUCCUCAAGCUCCAGGCGCUCAUCUCUCACAGACAGUGGGGGCAGUCUCAGUGGACAGAUGACUCUGCAGGCCUUCCAGCAGGGGUCAAAUAUUGCACACUUCAUGCAGGCCACAGGCAACAGCCUCCAGUCGUCCGGUUCUGCUCCUCCCACUCCAGUGGACACGCCCACCACACCCACGCCUCUAGCUGGUCUUGAGGCCCCAGCAAUGAGCAGUUCAGCCCCUACACCCACUGCAUCUGCUCCAAACAUCAACAUUGCCAAUGUGGCUGGCCUGCCACAGAACAUCAGCAUACAGAGCCUGGCCAAUCUGCAGGGUAUGGGGCUGACCAAUAUACAGGGACUACAAGGACUGCAGAAUAUGCAGGUAUCUCUGACAGGUGUUUCUAUGCCAGGAGGUGGUAUUGCUGUCCCAGUUCCUAUCACAAUGAUCAGCAGCACCAACCCGUCCACACAGUUAUUGAGUACACCAGCUGGCAUAGUGUUCAGCUCUGUGGCUGGUCUGCAGGGCAUCACCACAGCAGGGAACAAUACGGGAACCUCCUCCACCACAACACAAGCUGGUAAUACUACAUUGGUAACCAUGGUAACAUCUAUGCCCCAGACAACAUCAGCUCCAACCACUGCUACAAGUGGAACUCCAUCCUCUAUAGUUAUGACAACAAAUGUUCUGACCAACACUGCCCAAGUCCUGAACCAGGGUAUGCUGUCUGUUCCUAUAGGCAUGGCUGGGAACCUGGCCCAGUUCAUGACUGCUGCUGGAAUCAAGGGAACAUCUCAACAAAUCAGACCAGGCUCUCAGUUGUCAUUGCUACAGAUUCCAGGGCAGCAGCCCAUUCAGAUCCUCGGCACCAACCUUCCUGGUCAGCGGACCCAAGUGCAGCCAUUACAGCAAGGCACUGUGGGAAGGACAAUAUCGGGCAAUGGAUCUCCACUAGCAGCAGGAUCUAGUGGUGUGUUAUCCCCCUCCAACCUCACAUCUACUCCAGCAGUGACCGCUUUGUCACAGUUGACAUCAGCAGUAAGGGGAGGAGGCCAGCCACAGACCAUAACAGCACAACAACUGAUGCAACUAACACCACAACAGCAACAACAGUUACAACAGCAGCAACAACAACAGCAGCAGCAGUUGCAAUUCUUACAGAAACACCAACCCCAACUGCAACAGUUUCAGUUACAGCAGCUAAAACAGCAGCCUGGUAAUCAGGGGCAUCCAUCGCAGCGAACACUCAUGUCAUCCAUGCCCAGUUCGAAGGGAAAGAAAAGGACAACACCAACCCCUCCAAAGUGACGGUCUUAAAGUUUCCGUUUUACUGACACCAAGUCACUCAUUUCCGUCUUUUUCAUGUUUAAAGAAAUUCUCAUAUCCAUGACUUCCAGAAUGACACUUUUAUAGUACAUUUUGAUAGUCACAAAGAAUUGGAAUUGGGCAGCUUCCAUGCCUGCACACACAAUUAAACACACACACACAGAUAUAUAAAUUAAAAUGUAUUUAGGGAGAUGGUAUCUUCAUAAAAUACCAAUGGGCAGAUAUAUUACUUUUAUUAGAAUAAAAGUGAAAAACAAAAGAUUGUCCAAUCCAGUUUUAUACGAAUGAAACACACUGGUUUUAAUAGAGUCUUUAGUAUUUGUGUAGCAAACUUUGGAACUCUUAGAGCUUUCAUCUCUGUAACUUUGUGUUUGUAAUAGGACCAAAAUAAUAUUUAGGUGGUCAGUUUCAUGCACAAACGUAUUUUCUUGACUGUUUGUCACUUAAGUAGCGAAUGACAAACAAUGAGUAUUGAUGGUGCCAGUUCAUGGUCAA
Lingula anatina is the source of this 3405-nucleotide messenger RNA. RefSeq lists its product as uncharacterized. Gene Ontology annotation, biological process: regulation of transcription by RNA polymerase II. Gene Ontology annotation, molecular function: transcription coregulator activity. Gene Ontology annotation, cellular component: SAGA complex. NCBI's taxonomy places the organism in Eukaryota, Metazoa, Brachiopoda, Lingulata, Lingulida, Lingulidae. The record is from RefSeq and is a predicted model, not a curated record.